GUGGUGACGAGCCGGAAGCCACGCAGGGCCACGUCUGCGGUUGCGAGGGCCGGCCCUGGGUGCCUACGUUGCCGCUUGAGCGCUUCUUCGCUUCGUGGAGGUGAAGGGGGCUUCCUGACUGAGAUAUGGAUUUAGGUGCCGUUACAAAAUACUCAGCAUUACAUGCCAAGCCCAGUGGACUGAUUCUUCAAUAUGGGACUGCUGGAUUUCGAACAAAGGCAGAACAUCUUGAUCAUGUCAUGUUUCGCAUGGGAUUAUUAGCUGCUCUGAGGUCCAAACAGACAAAAUCCACUAUAGGAGUCAUGGUAACAGCAUCCCACAAUCCUGAGGAGGACAAUGGUGUAAAAUUGGUUGAUCCUUUGGGUGAAAUGUUGGCACCAUCCUGGGAGGAACAUGCCACCUGUUUAGCAAACGCUGAGGAACAAGAUAUGCAGAGAGUGCUUAUUGACAUCAGCGAGAAAGAAGCUGUGAAUCUGCAACAAGAUGCCUUUGUAGUUGUUGGUAGAGACACCAGGCCCAGCAGUGAGAAACUUUCACAAUCCGUAAUAGAUGGUGUGACUGUUCUAGGAGGUGAAUUCCAUGAUUAUGGCUUGUUAACAACACCCCAGUUGCACUACAUGGUGUAUUGUCGAAACACGGGUAGCCGAUAUGGAAAGGCAACCUUAGAAGGUUACUACCAGAAACUCUCUAAGGCUUUCAUGGAACUCAUCAAACAGGCUUCCUGCAGUGGAGAUGAAUACAGAUCACUUAAGGUCGACUGUGCAAAUGGCAUAGGGGCCCUGAAGCUAAGGGAAAUGGAACACUACUUCUCACAGGGCCUGUCAGUUCAGCUGUUUAAUGAUGGGUCUAAGGGAAAACUCAAUCAUUUAUGUGGAGCUGACUUUGUGAAAAGUCAUCAAAAACCUCCACAGGGAAUGGAAAUUAAGUCCAAUGAAAGAUGCUGUUCUUUUGAUGGAGAUGCAGACAGAAUUGUUUAUUACUACCAUGAUGCAGAUGGCCAUUUUCAUCUCAUAGAUGGAGACAAGAUAGCAACGUUAAUUAGCAGUUUCCUUAAAGAGCUCCUGGUGGAGAUUGGAGAAAGUUUGAAUAUUGGUGUUGUACAAACUGCAUACGCAAAUGGAAGUUCAACACGGUAUCUUGAAGAAGUUAUGAAGGUACCUGUCUAUUGCACUAAGACUGGUGUAAAACAUUUGCACCACAAGGCUCAAGAGUUUGACAUUGGAGUUUAUUUUGAAGCAAACGGGCAUGGCACUGCAUUGUUUAGUACAGCUGUUGAAAUGAAGAUAAAACAAUCAGAACAACUGGAGGAAAAGAAAAGAAAAGCUGCUAAGAUGCUUGAAAACAUUAUUGACUUGUUUAACCAGGCAGCUGGUGAUGCGAUUUCUGACAUGCUGGUGAUUGAGGCAAUCUUGGCUCUGAAGGGCUUGACUGUACAACAGUGGGAUGCUCUUUAUACAGAUCUUCCAAACAGACAACUUAAAGUUCAGGUUGCAGACAGAAGAGUUAUUAGCACUACCAAUGCUGAAAGACAAGCAGUUACACCCCCAGGAUUACAGGAGACAAUCAAUGACCUGGUGAAGAAGUACAAGCUUUCCCGAGCUUUUGUCCGGCCUUCUGGUACAGAAGAUGUCGUCCGAGUAUAUGCAGAAGCAGACUCACAAGAAAGUGCAGAUCACCUUGCAUGUGAAGUGAGCUUGGCAGUAUUUCAGCUGGCUGGAGGAAUUGGAGAAAGACCCCAACCAGAGUUCAAAAUUGGUCAUAGUGCAGCAGAGACAACAUGCAACAUCAACAAUGCAUUUGGCCUAGGAACUGCUAACAGACAUACAGUUCUGAUACAAUGUAGUGAUAGUUCAAGAAGUUUUGCAAAGGAGACUAGAGCCUUGAAGAUGACGAGCACAGUGGCCAUCCAUCAGCAAUUGACAAUGAUCAAUUGAGAGCAAUCAAAGCUGAUCAUCUUACAAGAGUUGUGCAAGAACUCAACACUGAUCAUUUUAUGGUCGUUCAGCAUUUGAAGCAAAUUGGAAAGGCGAAAAAGCUCAGUAAGUGGGUGCCUCCUGAGCUGAGUGAAAAAUAAAAAAUCCGUUUUGAAGUGUCAUCCUCUCUAUUCUGUGCAACAAUAAAUUAUUUCGUGACUGGACGUGACCUGCGACAAAAGGUGGAUUUUAUACAACUGACAAUGACCAGCUCAGCGGUUGGACUGAGAAGCUCUAAAGCACUGCCCAAAGCUCAACUUGCACCAAAAAAUGGUCAUGGUCAUUGUUUAGUGGUCUGCUGUCCACUACAGCUUUCUGAAUCCAAGUCAAACCAUUACAUCUGAUGAGUAUGCUCAGCAAAUCAGUAAGAUGCAACAAAAACUGCAAUGCCUGCAGCCAGCAUUGGCCAACAGAAAUUCUUUUCCAUGACAGUGCUGGAGCACAUAUCACACAACCAAUACUUCAAAAGUUGAACUAAUUGGGCUACAAAGUUUUGCCUUAUCUGUUAUAUUCAUCUGACCUUUUGCCAACCAACUACCACUUCUUCAGGCACCUCAACAGCUUUCUGCAGGGAAAAUGCUUCCCUAACUAGGAGGAUGCAGUAAAUGCAUUCUAAGAAUUCGUCAAAUUUGGAAGCAUGGACUUUUAUGCUAUAGAAACAAACUUCUCGUUGGCAAAAAUGUGUUGAUUGUAAUGGUUCCUAUUUUGAUUAAUAAAGAUUUGUUUGAACCUAGUUAUAAUGAUUUAAAAUUCAAGGUCCCAAACCGCAGUUACUUUUGGACCAAACUAAAGAUUUACGUUAAAAUGGAAGAAUCCAGGAGUGAACCAAGAAAAGAUCACCUACUUUAUCUGUUUCUGGUCAAAAACCAUAAAACUCAAUAGCUAUCAC
Molecule: messenger RNA, 2862 nt
Organism: Sapajus apella (tufted capuchin)
Lineage: Eukaryota; Metazoa; Chordata; Mammalia; Primates; Cebidae
Gene: PGM3
Product: phosphoglucomutase 3
Exons: 14
Coding region: 126-1934 (602 amino acids)
Biological process (GO): hemopoiesis; UDP-N-acetylglucosamine biosynthetic process; carbohydrate metabolic process
Molecular function (GO): phosphoacetylglucosamine mutase activity; magnesium ion binding
Source: RefSeq, a predicted model, not a curated record